GUCCUAUUUAAAUUUCAAAAUGCUGAAGGAGUAGUUUCCUAAUAGAUCAACUUUAGACAAGUCGGGUUGCAGCCUUGCCGUUUCUAUUUUCAUUGUUUCUCAUUUUUCUUAUUAUCUUGGCUGUCGUGUUUUGCUCGGAUGCGGGAUCCGGCAUCAUCCUCGGCAGAAUGUGGUCAAAUUCCUCGGUUUCGUCUUCAUUGCAGCCGGGAGACUCUUCAGACGUCGACGCCUCGGCGGAGCGCCGCCUUCGUGAGGCGGAGGAUCGCCUCAGGGAGGCCAUAGAGGAAUUGCAGCGUCGACAGUGUCGCGAGCAAGGUCUCCACCGGCCCUGCGACCACGCUGAAGAAUCAUGCGUCGCCAAUGCCAUAGGUAACCUUUGCCAGAGCUUCCUUCUAUCUUACGGAGUUCGUGUUGGCAUCGGGAUUCUCCUCCGCGCUUUCAAGCUCGCUCGCCGCCAGUCGUAUUCAUCUCUCCUUGACCUCAAGCAACUCGUCUCAGAGAAAGAUCUGAUUGUUAGAGAGGAAGCAUGUCGUAUUGGCUUACUCUUUGGGGGUUUUACUGGUUCCUAUCAUGCUCUAAGGUGUUUGCUGAGAAAGCUGAGAAAGAAAGAAACACCCCUAAAUGCAAUUUUUGCAGGUUCGGUGGCAGGUUUGUCCAUCUUAGCACUUGAUGAUUCCAGCAGGAGACGUACACUUGCUUUGUAUCUUCUAGCAAGGGUAGCGCAGUGUGCAUAUAACUCUGCUAAAUCGAAGAACAAAUUUCACCUCUGGGGAAGCCAUUGGAGUCACGGAGAUUCUUUGCUGUUUUCAUUAGCUUGUGCCCAGGUUAUGUAUGCUUUUAUUAUGCGCCCUGAAAGCCUGCCAAAAUCAUAUCAAGAAUUUAUUCAGAAAACUGGCCCGGUUGCAGCACCAGUAUACAAGGCCGUUAAGGAUUGUUGCAGAGGCUCGCCUGUAGAUGUUGAGUCACUGACUGCUUAUCUCUCCCAGAGAAGGGUUUCCAACAAUGUCAAGCUGGAAGAAUUCCCUUCUAUUAUUCCAUGCUCUUUGAUUCAUCCUGGCAACAAUUCAUGUUUGGCGCACAAUGCUAAUGCAACAGCAGCAACUUUUCGAAAAACCUUUCCUCUCUACUUCUCAUUGACUUUUGUACCAUUUGUAGUUCUGCGCUUGCAGAAGUUUAUGGCCGCCCCUGUUCGCACCUGUUGGCUUGCUCUUACUGGAGCAGUCCGUUCAACAACUUUUUUGUCGUCUUUUGUCGGUCUGUUUCAGGCAGUCAUAUGCUUGCAUAGAAAGAUUGCAACCAAGGACCACAAGGUAGUGUAUUGGGUUGCAGGAGCAGCAUCUGGCCUGUCUGUACUGUUAGAGAAGAAAGCAAGACGUUCAGAACUUGCUUUAUAUGUUCUUCCACGAGCUGGGGAAUCUUUAUGGUAUAUUCUCGUGAAUCGCCGUUUGAUCCCUGAUUUCAAGAACGCUGAGGUGGCAUUGUUCUGUGCAUGCAUGGGAGGGAUCAUGUACUACCUAGAGCAUGAGCCGGACACCAUGGCACCAUUCCUAAGGGGUCUGAUUCGCCGCUUUCUGGCCAGCAAAAUCAGCAAUCCUACAACCUCAUCCAACAGGAAUGCCUCUCAUCCAUAUCUUCAAGCUCUCGAUGUUGUCUUGAAGAAACCCAAGGACAAUCAAGACGGCAAAACUCCAACUGCAGAAAAGUAUAACCUUGAAUCCAUACAGGGGCUAUGAGCUAUAUAUAUGUUCACUUGCCCCUUGCAGAGUCACAUUUCUAUUCCUUUAUAUUCCCAUCAUGCGGCAGCAGAUACGAUGGAAUUUGACAUUUUGACACACACACUUACUAGCUUAAGUUAACUAAAAAAAAGAUUUGCUGAUAGAGGUAUUGUGCAUCAAGUAUUGUCUGGUUGAAUGCUUGUAUUGAUAAUAUCAUAUACUGUUAUGUUUGGCG
This is a messenger RNA of Cuscuta europaea, 1950 nucleotides long. The record is from the annotation of a GenBank genome assembly. NCBI's taxonomy places the organism in Eukaryota, Viridiplantae, Streptophyta, Magnoliopsida, Solanales, Convolvulaceae.